This is a messenger RNA of Sycon ciliatum, 1622 nucleotides long. RefSeq names its product serine/threonine-protein kinase PAK 2-like. Gene Ontology annotation, molecular function: protein serine/threonine kinase activity; ATP binding. The record is from RefSeq and is a predicted model, not a curated record. Gene Ontology annotation, biological process: protein phosphorylation; regulation of MAPK cascade; intracellular signal transduction. NCBI's taxonomy places the organism in Eukaryota, Metazoa, Porifera, Calcarea, Leucosolenida, Sycettidae. Gene Ontology annotation, cellular component: cytoplasm.
UGCAUCAGGGAAGGUCUUCCAGGCAAACGACGUCGCCACUGGAAAGGAGGUUGCGAUAAAGACCAUGGUGCUCAAGAAUCAACCCAAGCCGGAGCUGAUUAUCAAUGAAAUCCUUGUCAUGCGGGAACACAAGCAUCCCAACAUUGUGAACUACGUUGACAGCUUCUUGGUUGGCGAGGAAUUAUGGGUUGUGAUGCAGUAUUUGGCUGGUGGAUCACUCACGGACGUUGUGCAGGAGACAGUUAUGGAUGAAGGCCAGAUCGCAGCUGUGUGCCGGGAGUGCCUACAAGCACUGGCAUUCCUGCACCAGAGCUUUGUCAUACAUCGUGACAUCAAGAGUGAUAACAUCCUGCUGGGAAUGGAUGGUGGAGUAAAGCUGACUGACUUUGGAUUCUGCGCACAGAUCACUCCCGAGCAGAACAAGAGAAUAACCAUGGUUGGAACACCAUACUGGAUGGCUCCGGAAGUUGUCACAAGAAAAGAGUAUGGUCCCAAGGUUGAUGUAUGGAGCUUAGGCAUCAUGGCCAUAGAGAUGAUCGAAGGAGAGCCGCCGUAUCUCAAUGAGAAUCCACUCAGGGCGCUGUAUCUUAUUGCCACCAAUGGCACGCCAACAAUCCAACAUCCGGAACGUCUCUCGCCUACUUUCAAGGACUUUCUGGACAAGUGCCUGACAAUGGAUGCCAACGUCCGGCCGGGUGCUGAAGAGCUUCUUCAGCAUCCCUUCCUGAAACGCUCCGCACCACUGGCAACACUCACACCGCUCAUUGUGCACACAAAGGAGACGACAAAGAAUCGCGACCGUUGAGAUCCUAACUGGCGAGUAGACUGGACAACACUAUGAGCGUUUAUUCCAGACCUGCGCAGCGACUCAGGCAGUACAGAAAACAGCCAUGCUCCUCGCCAUCUUUUCCACCACGCUGCCAUUUCCAAGAUAGCUGGAAGCGUGUCGCGGCGUCUGUUCAGCAACCGCAGCCGUCACUAGAAAGAAGUGCUGCACACCCGCGCUCAGCCAGCCAUGCAGGGAGCGAGACGAACAUUUCUAGCCAUUCAACCGUUAUACAUACAGACUGAUCUCUUCAUUACUUCAAAGUAUUUUGAAAGUCAAUGUCACGCCGUUGCUGCUUGCUUCCCACUGUGUGUAUACAUGCCCGUUUCAUGAGCUUUGCCUCAAUUUGACCAACAACUUCCCGAUAUUAAAAUUGUCCAUUUUGGUGCAAACUGCAUUAUUCCUGGUUCCUAUAUUCUCAACCACUGAUUCGAUCAACAACAAAAUCUGUUUUACACAAUGCCCCAGUAUGCAGACACUACUACCCACUUAGUUUUUUUGAGAUUUUUCUCUUUUAGCACCACAGUUUUUAAUUGAAUAGGUAGGUCUGAUGUAGGAAUGGCACUUCACCUUGCACACACCGUUUCCUCUUUAGAUUAGCUGGGUCUGGUAUUCCUGUGGCCGAGGAAGACAUUUGCCUAUUGUAGUGCGCUGUGGCUGCUCAUGUUCAUUGUUGUUGGGGUCUGGUGUUGAUUUGUGCCCGUGUUUCUCUUAUCCGGCUGACAUGUUGUCACUAGUGUUUGUUCAUUUAAUCCGAAAUCGUUCCUAUUAUAGCGAUGACUUACUGCAAGUUGCA